This is a messenger RNA of Sipha flava (yellow sugarcane aphid), 3473 nucleotides long. It is a transcript of the gene Tudor-SN, whose product is annotated as staphylococcal nuclease domain-containing protein 1. Gene Ontology annotation, molecular function: nuclease activity; RNA binding. The record is from RefSeq and is a predicted model, not a curated record. NCBI's taxonomy places the organism in Eukaryota, Metazoa, Arthropoda, Insecta, Hemiptera, Aphididae. The transcript is spliced from 15 exons. Gene Ontology annotation, biological process: mRNA catabolic process; regulatory ncRNA-mediated gene silencing. Gene Ontology annotation, cellular component: nucleus; RISC complex; cytosol. Bases 567 to 3332 code for a protein of 921 amino acids.
ACCGCUCCACCGCCGACCCCGACGAACGUGUGCGCCGCGCUCUGCUCCGCUGAUCUGGCCCGUUUCGUGCGUUCACAUUUUUUUUUUUUCCUUUUUUAUUUUACUUUUACCCCGUGUGCCAUCCGGACCUAUCGUUUUCCGCACACGUAGCGCGCCCGGUAGUACUACCGUCUCUCGCAGCCGUUCACCGCGCGCGCGCACACGUACACGCACACGCACAGUAUUUUAAUAUCAUCGCGGUUGCCGUGAUAUUACAUACCGCGGUACAAACGUAUCGAUACGUUUCGUCAUAUCUGCACUUAUUAACCCUCGAACAAUUUUUCCAUCAUGUACACCGUCACCGUCGUCAAAAACGUGCUCGUAAACUGCCCGCGCUGCUGAUCAACGAUUGUUGUACGAAUACGACCGCACAGCCAACACCGCCGCCGUUGUCGAAUCACGUGACAACACUAAGCCGUGACGCACCGUAAUCCUGGCCGCCGUCGCUUUGUGAACUACCCCGUGCUCGAUUCAACCCGUUCGCCCCCCAACUGUCGCAGUCGCGUGAUCCGUUGAGACCACGUACAAUGACGAACCAACCGCCUGGAGCCGUGUCCCCAGCAAAGGAGCCCGUCCGGGUGUUCGAAGGUGUCGUCAAACAGGUAAACUCUGGUGAUUCCAUCACUAUCCGCGAGGAAGUGUAUGUUGGUUAUCCCAAAGAAAAGCAAAUAACAUUGAAUAACAUCGUUGCUCCCAGAUUGGGACGUCGUCCGGCAAAUAAUGAAUCAGGAACCAAAGGAACCGAAGAUGAAUUAUUUGCAUGGGAAGCUCGUGAGUAUCUUCGAAAAAAGCUUGUUGGCAAGAAGGUGUUUUUCAAAACAGCAGGUCAACAAGUAUCAGGUGGAGGAAAGACAACUAGAUACUAUGGAGACAUAUUUUAUCCAACAUUGGAAAACAACAUUGCAAAUGAGCUUGUUGAAAAUGGUUUUGUUUCCGUUAAACCCGUAAAAUCCAACAAUCCAACUCCUGAAAUCCAAACAUUAUUGGAUCUUCAAAAUAAGGCUAAAGCUGCUAAAGUUGGAAAACAUGAUCCUAAUGCAUCAAAGAACAAUACCAGGAAAAAUAACUCUAUUGACGAUGUCGAGGCAUUUUUGAAAAAAAAUUCUAAAAAACGUAUCAAGGCAGUUGUUGAAUCUGUUAUUGAUGGAUCUACCAUCAAGCUAAUGCUAUUGCCUGAAGGAUAUAUGAUUACUUUGUACAUCUCUGGUAUUAAGUGUCCAUCGGAAAGUGAGGAAUUUGGUGAUGAAGCAAAAUUCUUUGUUGAAAUUCGUUUAUUACAAAAAGAUGUUGAAGUUACUUUGGAAGGUGUACUUUCUAAUAAUAAGACUCCAUCUUUCUUCGGCACCAUCUAUCAUCCAGCUGGAGAAAUAGCUGUCGAAUUAGUUAAACAAGGAUUUGCUACUUGUCAAAACCGUAGCAUGAAAUAUUUGGAAGGAAGUGCUGAUAAAUUAAGAGCAGCUGAAAGGCAAGCUAAGGAAAAGAAAUUAAGAAAAUGGCAAAAAUACACUCAUACUGGACCCGAGAUUGCUGAAAAAGAAAUUGUGGGAACUGUUAUUGAAAUUGUGAGAGAAGAAGCUUUAUUGUUGAAGACUUCUCAUCAUGACAAACCCAAAAAAAUAUUUUUAUCAAACAUCAAGCCAGCUAGAUUAGGUAUUGAAGCUCCAAGAACAUAUGAAAACAGUGGUGAUGAUCAACCACCUGCUCCUCGAGCCCCUCGAACUUUGGCAAAACAUUUCUAUGAAAUUCCAUGGGCUUAUGAAGCACGUGAAUUCUUAAGGACUCGUUGCAUUGGUAAGAAAGUGACUGCAUCAGUAGACUACAUUCAGCCCAAGUCAGAUAAGUUCGAAGAGAAAAUCUGUGCUACUGUAACUGUAAAUGGAAUAAAUCUUGCUGAAGAAUUAGUUAAAGAAGGCUUGGCUACUGUUAUGAACAAUCCAAGAGAUGACCAAAUGUCCCAGUGCUUUGAUGAUUUAAAGAAAGCUGAAGAAAUAGCUAAACAAUCUCACAAAGGACUUUACUCAAAAUCGCCUCCACCAAAACAACGUAUCACUGAUUGUUCUAGUGCUGGGGAUUCUGCUCGUGCCAAGGCUCUUUUGCCUAGUUUACAGCGAUUCCCGAGGUUUGAAGCUUUAGUUGAGUAUGUUGCCAGUGGCUCAAGAAUGCGUCUGUAUGUACGAAGAGAGUAUUCGCUUAUUACCUUCCUGUUGGCUGGUAUUACAUGCCCAAGUGGUGAGCGACCAAAUCAAGGUGAUCAGCCCUCAGCAGCUGAAGAAUACCAUCAAGAAGCUUUAGCUUUUACAAAAGAAAAGAUAAUGCACCGUGAAGUAGAAAUUACUGUAGAAUCCUGUAAUAAGGGUGGCAGUAUGAUUGGUUGGUUGUUUGUGGGUAAUACAAAUCUUUCUUUGGCACUUGUUAAAGAAGGUUUGGCCAAAGUACAUAGAUCUGCUGAACGUUCAGAGUACUUCAAACUCUUGCAACAAGCUGAAAAAGAAGCCAAGGAUAAGAAACUUAAUUUGUGGAAGAAUUAUGUUGAGCAACCAGAGUCAGAGGCUAAUAAUAAUACUAGCAAACCUGCACAUGAAGAUGUAGUAAAGGAACGCAAGACCAACUUCGUUGAAGUUCUUGUAUCUGAGGUCAGCCCUGAGUUGCACGUUUUUGUACAACCUGUAUCUGAAGGUCCUAAGUUGGAAAGCUUAACUGACAACUUACGGAAAUACUUUGAUUCCAAUCCUCCUACUCCUGGUUCUUACAGCCCGAAACGAGGAGAGAUUUGUGCAGCCAAGUUUAAAGAAGAUCAGCAAUGGUACCGUGCUAAAGUUGAAAAGAUUGUUGGACAAAAUAUACAUGUUUUGUAUAUUGACUAUGGCAACAGAGAUGUGGUAACUGUUGAUGAAUGUGCUAAUUUACCAUCAACAUUCAAAAAUGACAGACCGUAUGCCAAAGAAUAUGGAUUCGCACUUGUUAAGCUUCCAAAAUUGCCAGAGUAUCAAGAAGAUUCUAUUUUGGAAGUACGUGAAGAGUUCAUCAACAAAACUAUCAAUAUCAAUGAAGAAUACACAUAUGAUAAUAUUACUCACAUCACUGUGAAAGAUACUGAUAAAAAAGAGGAUCUUGUUAAGAAAUUGGUUGAAGAAGGAUUCUUAUUGGUUGAUAGACGCCGUGAAAGAUAUUUGCAAAAAUUGUUAACUGAGUACAUUGAGGCUCAAGAAAAGGCAAAGAAGGAUCGGUUACAUAUGUGGGAGUAUGGUGACAUCACAGAAGAUGACGCUAAAGAAUUUGGUUAUGCUAAAUAGUCUUUCUUAAUCUCCAGAAGACUAAUCAUCCACUGUCAGGCCUUUUACAACUGUACAAAAAGGUGUUUUACAAAUUAAUUAGACAGCCAUAUUAAUAUCUAAUAAUUUUACACACUCAAAUUUAAAAAUUUUAUAGUAAAU